GAAGGUCCGUAUGUGAUGCUGAAGAAGAACUGGGAGAUGUUUGAGGGGAAUGACCAGUUCGAGGGCUACUGCGUGGACUUGGCCUCAGAGAUCGCCAAACACAUCGGCAUCAAGUACAAGAUUGCCAUCGUCCCUGACGGCAAGUACGGAGCCAGAGACCCCGAGACCAAGAUCUGGAAUGGCAUGGUGGGAGAACUGGUCUAUGGGAAAGCAGAGAUAGCGGUCGCCCCUCUGACUAUAACCCUGGUCCGUGAGGAGGUGAUAGACUUCUCUAAGCCCUUCAUGUCCUUGGGGAUCUCCAUCAUGAUCAAGAAGCCCCAGAAGUCUAAACCUGGAGUGUUCUCCUUCCUGGACCCUCUGGCCUACGAGAUCUGGAUGUGUAUCGUCUUCGCUUACAUAGGAGUCAGUGUGGUGCUGUUUCUGGUGAGUCGUUUCAGUCCGUAUGAGUGGCAUGCAGAGGAGCCAGAGGAAGGCUCUACUGAGCCAGGCCCCACUGACCAGCCACCCAAUGAGUUCGGCAUCUUCAAUUCACUCUGGUUCUCACUGGGGGCCUUCAUGCAGCAGGGCUGCGACAUCUCACCACGGUGA
Molecule: messenger RNA, 588 nt
Organism: Salvelinus sp. IW2-2015
Lineage: Eukaryota; Metazoa; Chordata; Actinopteri; Salmoniformes; Salmonidae
Product: glutamate receptor 4-like
Biological process (GO): synaptic transmission, glutamatergic; modulation of chemical synaptic transmission
Cellular component (GO): AMPA glutamate receptor complex; dendritic spine; postsynaptic density membrane
Molecular function (GO): transmitter-gated monoatomic ion channel activity involved in regulation of postsynaptic membrane potential; AMPA glutamate receptor activity
Source: RefSeq, a predicted model, not a curated record